CUCCGCACUCACUCUCCAUGUUGAAACGAGGCAACUUCUCCUCCACAGCCCGCACCGACCGUCCAGCACAGUCCGCCCGCCGCCGCCACCGCCACCGCCGACCCGGCUGCUGUCUGCCGCCCUCCUCCUCCGUGCUAUGACACCGGACUGGGAAAGAAACUGGGAAACAACUGCGUGAGCGCUUUCGCUGCUCGACAAAAGAGUGAGACAAGCUGCUCCAACAAAGGCCUCUGGAUGCUGUGUGCCCUGCUGUUCAGGUGAAAGACGACAAGCAGGUUGUCAGGAUGAAGGAGGAGAAUCUGUUCCAUCGGAGGUUUUCUCUGUGUCCCAGCGCCACCUCCCCGCCCAAAAUUGACCCCCGCACCCUCACCAGGAACCUGUCCUAUGGAGGAGACAACGACCUCUACAACCUCAGUCCAGGCAGUGAAACAGACAGGAACGGUCUCUCCAUGCUGAGUAAUGAACUUAGUCCUGCCCAAUCACCAGGCAGCAAGUCUGAGUCCAGGAUGUUUAAUGGUGUGGAGAAGGACUGUCCCUCCCCCACAGAGAAGCUGGCCAGGAAAGAGUCGCUGAAGGUUCAAAAGCAGAAUUACAGACAGGAGAAGAAACGGGCAGCUAAAGAACUGUCCACUGCCCUCAAGGACCCCAGUGUUGUCAUCAUGUCCAACUGGCUAAAGAUCCGUGGUUCCUUGAAAAGCUGGACCAAGCUGUGGUGUGCCCUGAGGCCCGGCGUGCUGCUGAUCUAUAAGACCCCGAAAACAGACCACUGGGUGGGCACCAUCCUCCUCAGUGCUUGCAAGCUGAUCGAGAGACCCUCCAAGAAGGAUGGCUUCUGCUUCAAGCUCUACCACCCUUUGGACAAAUCAAUCUGGGCUGUCAAGGGUCCCAAAGGAGAGAAUGUUGGCUCCAUCACGCAGCCGCUACCCAGCAACUACCUGAUCUUCAGAGCCGCGUCUGAAUCUGACGGCCGGUGCUGGAUGGAUGCCCUGGAGCUCGCUCUCAGCUGCUCCAGUCUCUACAAGCUGACGGCCAAAGCUGGGAAGGAAGGAGAUAUCAGCACGUCUUCAGAGUCCUCCCAUAUCCUCCACCUGCUGCAGUCCACGGCGCUGACGGAUGCAGAGCUCCUACAAUUGAACGACACGGUGCUUCUGGACCACAUGGAGCACGACGGCUUCUCGGACAAGUCUGAGCGCGAGGUGCACGACGACUGGGACGCCACGGCCAACGAGAACGGCGGACGGCUGACGGAGGAGAGCGACAUGGACCAAUCGGACGAGCUGUCCCCGGGGCCGCAGGCCACGGCCUACGUGGAGCAGAGCACGGAGGAGAUGGCCGAGGCUGGAGAGGCGUCCCAGGUGGAAACCGUCUCGGAGGAGAACAAAGGCCUGAUCUGGGGCCUGCUGAAGCAGCUCCGGCCGGGAAUGGACCUGUCCAAGGUGGUGCUGCCCACCUUCAUCCUGGAGCCGCGCUCCUUCCUGGACAAGCUGUCGGAUUACUACUACCACGCCGACCUCCUCUCACAAGCCGUACAGGAGGAGAGCGCGUACGGUCGCAUCAAGCAGGUGUUGAGAUGGUAUCUGUCUGGUUUUUACAAGAAACCCAAGGGUCUGAAAAAGCCUUACAAUCCAAUCCUCGGAGAGACGUUUCGCUGCUGCUGGCUUCAUCCUCAGACCGACAGCUGCACGUUCUACAUAGCCGAGCAGGUGUCCCACCAUCCGCCCAUCUCUGCCUUUCACAUCUGCAACCGGAAGGACGGCUUCUCCAUCAGCGGGAGCAUCCUGGCCAAGUCCAAGUUCUACGGUAACUCUCUGUCGGCCAUUCUGGACGGAAAAGCCAGGCUGCUGUUUCUCAGCAGGGAUGAGGAGUACGUCAUCACGAUGCCCUACGCGCACUGCAAAGGUAUCUUGUAUGGCACCAUGACUCUGGAGCUGGGAGGAAAAAUAACCAUCGAGUGUGAGAAAACUAAAUGUCUGACGGAGCUGGAGUUCAAACUGAAGCCUUUCCUGGGAGGCUCCUGCUCAGUCAAUCAGAUCAGUGGGAAGAUCUUCGUGGGAGAGGAGCUCCUGGCCACCGUGGACGGUCACUGGGACGGCGAGGUGUUCAUCCACGAGAAGCGCUCCGGCCAGCAGGAAACACUGUGGAACCCCAGCUCAGACAUCCGCAGCGCUCGCCUCAAGAGGCAGGUGGUCCAGGUGGACCAGCAGGGAGAGUUCGAGUCUGAGAGGUUGUGGCAGCACGUGACGAGCGCCAUCAUGGACCGGGACCAAGUGCGGGCCACCCAGGAGAAGUUUGUGUUGGAGGAGGCUCAGAGGAAAGAGGCCAGAGAGAGGGGGGAGAAGGCCUGGAUCCCGCGGCUCUUCCAGCAGGACCCCCUCACCUCGGAGUGGACGUACAAGCACAUGGACACGCGGCCCUGGGACGGCGAGCUCUGCCUGGUUCAGUUCGAGAAGGACGGCGUGAUCCAGACGCACGAGAAGAGCCAGCGGCAGCACAACGGCCUGUCGUACAGCCACAGCUGGGCCAGCCAGCAGAAGGCGGAGGUGAACGGGAAGCACAGGAAGGCCAGCAGUCAGCCGUCCAGCUGCAGCCAGAACACCGAGAGCAGCAGCACCACGCCGGAGCCCACGCACGAGUCCUCCGACAACGAAGGCUUUUCGAACCAGUGUGCCCGGUGCAGCAAAGAGGUGAAGGACAUCGCACAGAUCGAGGCCUCCAUAACGUCGAUACAGAAGACACAGCAGGACAUCCAGAGAAACCUGGUGGCUCUGAGUCGUCAGCUGUCUCGCCAGAGGGCCUCGGACGACGGCGUGUCGCUGACCGGCCGCCACUGUCUCAUCCUCUGCGUGCUGCUGCUCUCGCAGCUCCUCCUCAACUACGUCUUCACCUAACGGGCUCCCGGGGAGGGAGGAGUCUCCCUCCCGGCCGAGCCGCCCGGGCUUCGCCCUCCUCCUCAAAGCACAGACUCCAAUCAGCAGACGGGGGACGGGGAGCUCGGCUCGGCGCCGGGAGGCCACGGACGAUAUAGCAAUAAACACAGCCACAGCCACCACCUGUCAGCCAUCUGCAGAGAGGAACGGCGCCCCCUAGUGUAGCCAGACGGAAAGAGCACCGGCACCCACGCACUUUGGACCGGAGAGGAGAGACGAGCACGCUAAAAAAAAAAAAAGAAAAAAGAUUAAACAAAAAGAACUAUUUAAACAGUUAAAAAUGUAUGAAGAAGAAUGAUUUUGCAAAUGACAGAGAGGAUGUUUUACCAUUCCUUAGUGUCUUCUUUUAUAUUGCCCUGCAAUACUGUUUAUCUGUGAGUGUGUGUGAGCGUGUGUGUGUGUGUGUGUCGUUCGUACCUACAGUAGGCCCUAUGGGCGCCGGCAGAUCUCCGCUCGGACUUCUCCUUGUCCUCUUCCACUCCAGAUCCUGGGCCUUAACGCUGAAGCCAAAAAGAAGAAGAAGUUAGAAGAAGAGAAACACAAGAUAGACAAAUGUAGAAGGAAAAGCCUUCUCACAGCGCAGUCGUGUGUUUUCUAUUGAUGCUCGCUGAAACACACUCUGUCGCGUCUUUUAAGGAAGACGACCUUACCAAAACAGUAUUUAUAAUCCGAGGGGACAAAGAGUUCUUGUUUACAGGGAGCGCCGCUCGUGUUCCAGGUGACACGCGGCUUCGCAGGACGCCGGGAAGCCGGUCCAACAGAGUGUCCUUGUAUUUGUGUGCCUGUAGUGGAGGGAGGAUAGAGUCGCACUGCUUUGGUCUAGACCUCGACACUGGUGUGUACAAUCAGCGUGUGGAGGAAGGGACGGACGGACGGACGGAGCCGUGAGACAUGUCGAUAACCCCAUCUGGAAGGAGUUUGUGUGUGCGUCUCGGUCUGCACCAUGUUCAAGUGACUGUUUUAGAUGUAAACACUUAGUAAGGAUAUUUGGGUUUUUCCUUUAAUCGGUUUGUAUAUAUUCGUCUGACGGUCUGUUUCAAAAAGAGAUUUGAGAAUGUAUUUAUUACGUGAUUAACCUUGACUUUCCUAACCCGAAACCGCUCGGUGGACAGAGACCAGGGCUGACAAUCGCUCUCCCGGGGCUUGUGUAGGUUUGUCAUUUUGUGUAUGCGUGUGUGUGUGUAUGUGUGUAAGUGUGAGGAAAGCCAUUACGGUCGUGCUAAACCAAGCCAGAUCUGUGAUCUCGGUUUUUACUGGGUUUUUAGCCAUUGAAUUUCACUCUCGUUGCCAGUGCUGAUCGACACACAGAGAGCGUAUCUGAGAGCACAAAGAAGGAAGUCGACUCUGAAUGCUUUUUAUUUACACCUUAAUUUCUUUCUUUUGUUUUAUUUUAUUUUUUUCUUGUUUAUUAUCCUGUUUUAUACUCUGCUACCAUGCUGCGGGGAUCCGACAUGUCAGACAAUUCUGUCAUCUGGAACAAAAACUACAGAGAUCACAACGAUGCCCAUGUUUUUUCAUUCAUACCUGUUGCAUACUGUAGCACUACAGUAAAAAGUUUUAACCCUGA
This is a messenger RNA of Salarias fasciatus (jewelled blenny), 4494 nucleotides long. RefSeq names its product oxysterol binding protein-like 5 (gene osbpl5). Gene Ontology annotation, cellular component: cortical endoplasmic reticulum; cytosol; membrane. The record is from RefSeq and is a predicted model, not a curated record. Lineage: Eukaryota; Metazoa; Chordata; Actinopteri; Blenniiformes; Blenniidae. The transcript has 23 exons. Bases 285 to 2888 code for a protein of 867 amino acids. Gene Ontology annotation, molecular function: cholesterol binding.